AUGAUCAUCACUGUUAUGUCUACUGCGACGGUCCGCGUCCUCUUGCGAGUAUACUUCAUCGUCUUCAUAGCUGCCACCGCGUGGAUCUCCAAGAUAGCUUUGCAUAUAUUAGCCAAAAUCAUCGUCGCCCGCCACCGUACGGUUUCUGCCACGAGCGCCAUCGGCUCGCUAGACGGCCUCGACCUUGUGCUCACCUCGUUCCGGCUUCGCAGGCUCGCAGGCGGCACUGUGGGAUUCUCCAUACUGCUGCUCCUGUUUCUCUUGGGAAAGGCGGCCGACGUGCUGACUGCCUACCUCGUUGUCAGCAAGCCCGUAAAGGACAGGUGCUGGUUCGGCCAGGGCCUCAUUUUCAACGACUCCGUGCCCAACGUCUAUUCGCAAGUCAACGGGAGACCGGUAGCCGUGUUACAGAAUGCGCAGAUCUUUGCCGUCAACAAUACCUGCCCCUACGGAAUAUACAAAAAAGUCAACCUCGACCCAUCGUUCUGCCCCGAUGACAAGGACAUCAUCGGCUCGUGGAAGUGCGAGACGACGGCGUCGCUUACUCUUCCGGCGGGGACUUCAAACGUGACCAUCAUCAACGACCUGGUAUCCAAGAAGAUGCUUCACACGAACUGGUUCGAUGAGUACAGCGGCAACACCGGCGCAGGAUCCAACACUAACCACCUCGUUGUAUGGAGCACCUCAGCCGCCGCCAACUCUGACGGAUCAGACUGGGGUGUGCUGGCUGCCGUCCAGAAGAACUGGGAACCAGACGAGCCGGUACAGCUCGAGGCCCUCAAAUGUAUCAUGAAUGCGCCCGGGGCGACAAACACGGCCCAAAGCAUGGCCUCCGUUUACGACCUCAAGAUCUGGGCGCCCACGUUUCAGGGCUUGAUGUAUUGGGGCACCAACACGCCUGCUGUUAACAACGUGGCCGAUCAGCUGGCCAUGCUGCUCAACACCAUGGUCAUGAUCUCCGGAGGACGCAACUACCUGCUUGCAACGCCGGGGGUCCGACAAGACCGGACGCAGGGGUGCGUCAAGCCCGCGGCGUACGUGCCGCCAACCAUGAUUGCAUUAUUUCUGCUUGUACUGGCGCUUUCCCUCCUUUCCUUGCUCGCGUUUCUCACCUUGUUCCUUUGGUAUAGAAUUCUGAAGGGGAACUUGCCCGAGGACGACGUGCGGGAAAUCGAGACGGUUCCACAGGAUGUGCUUGAGUGGGCGCUGCUCGCGGUGCGCGGGCACGCAUAUAGAGCCCGCUUACCACAGCCAAGUGCUGCUGUUCACAAUGCCCAAGGCCAUGGAAAUAACGGGGAGGAGAUGGAGGAGCUGUACCCUGUGAAUCUUGGCGAGAACGACUUGACGGCCGCAAACGGCGCCAAUAUGGACAUGCCGCUGAUUCAACAAGGCCCUGGAGCGCCUGCGGCUGGCGAUCUGGGCGGCGUGGGUGAUGCAGCUGGUGUUUUGCCGAUCGAGGCGAGAGAAUUAAGAGAGUUCCAAAUCGGUCUUGGACAAGUUGAUGGGGAGGGCAGGACAGUCAGGAUAUUUAGGCGCCCUGGCAGGUAA
This is a messenger RNA of Metarhizium brunneum ARSEF 3297, 1548 nucleotides long. RefSeq lists its product as uncharacterized. NCBI's taxonomy places the organism in Eukaryota, Fungi, Ascomycota, Sordariomycetes, Hypocreales, Clavicipitaceae. The record is from RefSeq and is a predicted model, not a curated record.